Molecule: messenger RNA, 7030 nt
Organism: Pelobates cultripes (western spadefoot toad)
Lineage: Eukaryota; Metazoa; Chordata; Amphibia; Anura; Pelobatidae
Source: the annotation of a GenBank genome assembly
GUUCGGCCUGGCGGUGGGAGGAGCUUGCUGUCAGCGGGGUUUAACCUGUCAUAGCGGGCUCGCACGGGAUCAUUCCUGACUGACAACGUUUCUUGCCCGCAGUGGAAGUCAGCCUCAGCUCGGGAGCGCUCUCGGUGUCUGUCGUUAGAGAGGGGGGGUUAUUGCCGCACAGUUACCCCCCGCCGCCUCCUUUGUUGACUCUGGGCGCUCGUUGCCACCUCCAAGAUGGCCGCCGGUAGCCGGUAGUGUCUGUGCGGGGAAUGGCGCGGCUCCGGCUGGGCUGAGAGCGGGCAGCAUGGCCGAAACCUGGGACUCUGAGUGGCUCAGCCAGGCUUUGGGGUACCUGCUGGCCAUGAGUGCGGAUUUCGCCCGGGAGUGGGAGAGUAAUGACAUGAGAGCCGCCAUCUUUAAGGUCCUCCUGGGCUGGAUAGUGCUGAGUGUCACUGCCAUCCAGCUGGCUUGGAAGUUCUAUGGACCCACCGUGAACAGCAUCUACUACCGGCAGGGUGAGAGCCCGGGGCUGGCAGGCUGGGCACUGACACACACACGGCUUGACUAGCAUGGCUGCUACAGCUUCUAGAAACCUUAGGGUGAUUCAUGAUAAAUCAGAUUAUAAACUGUACCUGCCUGAAUCACUACUUCUAUAAGAUUUACCUAUCCAGACAACUACAACAACUUCAAUAGCCAUAAACUUUAACUACCUAAAUAACUACUUCUAUAAGAUUUACCUGUCUAGAUAACUACAAUAUCCAUAAACUUUGCCUACCUAAAUAACUACUACAGCAUGCUUUGCCAGCCUUUAGGGAUGCCUAGUUCUACAACAGCUGGAAUGUAUCUGCCUUUUGGCCAAGCUUGAUAUAUAUUGCAGAUGGUUAAAGUUUAACCCUAAAGCUAUGUUAUAGAUCUAGCAUUAUUUAAAUGUUGGGGUACUACACCAGUUGUUGUGGUACUACAGGUUAGUCCCUUGACCUGUAUACUGUAGGUCUCUCCUGAGAACUCCUUGGUAUACAGUUGAUGUGUGUGUUUAUGACAUUGUAUUAAUACGUUUUUAUGGUAGUAGUAGUAUGUAUCAGAAAAGUGCAAAGAAUUUCAAAAGAAUUAAAACAUUAGAUAUCAUCAUGGUACACUGGCUAUCGUUUUUAUACAGUGCUGCAAUCAAGUACCCUUGCAGAAGCAGGAAUAAUGCUGCUCUCUGACAGCUGCCAUUUGGUUGCUUUUUGAUAAAUGGUUAUUUCUCUAGUAUAUAUCAGAACACAUUGCAUUCUGUAAAAUACAGAAUUUAGAACAAAUUAUAACAGCCAAGAUGAGGUAAAACCAGUAGCAAUUUAAGACUGCUGAUUUAGACAUAUCGUUGCCAAAUUCUCUAUUUUCUUGUGGACCCUAUCACUUAUUCACGUGGAUGGGUAGAAUAUGGAAACUUAUGCGAUUCCGUAUGUAGAAUUCAUGUGUUGCAGAAAGUGAGUGCCGAAUUCAGAAGAUAAGAUCCUCCUUAAAAUAUAUGGAGCCAAACCCUUAAAAUGAAAUACAAAUAAUUUAUUGCAUAAAAUUAGAUAUUAUAUAUCAUAUUUAAUUUUAUGCGGUAAAUCAUUUCUUGUAAUUGAAUUGGAAGCUACAGUUCCGCUUAUUUAUUUUGGCUUUUUUCCCUGCAGUAAUGCCUAUUGGCCAGCAGUGGCUGCAUAGCGUGGGGGUAACCAAAUUCAGUAUGUUAUAUUAGAGGCAUGGUUAUGUGAGCAGAACCUACAAAAUAUUUUCUCACUUAGAUUUGGGCAUCCAAAAAUACAUCCUUUUUAUAAUGGAUUAAAGUUGCUCUGCCACUGUUUUGUGUCCUGCUGGGUGUUUGAUUACUGUAGGGGAGUUGUACGUACCUGAACCUGUCCCUCGCAGCCGACACCAUGGUGUUUGCGGACAUUUUCAGCUGCCAGCAGCCCAUGUCAGUGUUAUACGUUUGUGCAUACGCAAUAGUACAACGCUGAGGCCUAUGCAGGAUCCUGCGAUGAUUAAUGCUACUAGUGACAAAAACUUUCAAAGGUCGUUCUCUUUUGUUACAGUUAGUCAAGCAGAGGAAAAAUACUACAGAUAGUCACAGCUUUGUUUCAGUAUAUCCAUCCACUGGUUUGGAAUUUCAUUGAAAUUGCAACAUGGUCAGUGUCAUGGUGGGUGGGGGGGGGAACUCAGUCCAUGUUGUGUAGAUGCUCAAUGUCACUGUAAAUUGAUUGAAAUUACAUUGUCAGUCCUCCACAAUUCUGUGUAUACUGGAUAAACGACAUUGUUUCUUAUGCAAUUCGAUAUUUUGCUAACAUGAUGUUUCAUAUUUAUUUUUAAACAGGCAUGGGUGGACAAAAUGGAGGGACUCCAGAUUAUUCUCCUAAUUUUCCCAUCUGGUAAGGAGAGACUUACAGAUCAUCAACAAAAUCUGUUUAUACAUUAAUCAAAGAAUGCACACUUCAAAUUCAUUAGUCAUUAAAUGGAACCACACUUCAAAGCAACCCUGAUGCUGGAUAUUAUAUUAACUCUGCAAACCUGUAACCAUGGAACCAUCUGUUAGAUUCAAAUGUCGCUAGCAAAGUUUUUCAGUAUGUUUCAUUCAAUUGUUAACCCUUUUGCGGCAGUUACCCAGCAAUGUACCUAAUAUAUUGGGUGCGAAGUGUUGUCAUAAUAUAUGUCACAAUAUGCUUAGGAAAUUCAUCGCUGAACUGGAAAUUGUGGAGAAUUGAUGAGGGCAUUGCAAAUGUUGUUUAAAUAAAUCUAUCUAUAUCUCAUAAUAAACAAAGCCUUUUAAUAGUAACUUUACAAAACAAAUUUAGGGUCUCAUUAGAAGCAUUUUGGAUCUAACCUAUCGUACACAAAGCCAGGUGAAUUUUCCCUUGAUGAGCGCAGCUCCUGUUAAUAGACCUGCCCUUAAAAUUUUUACAGCGUGUUGCACUCCUUCACUCUAUGCAGAGCUUGUCUGUCUAAUGAUAGGAAGUACCUGGAUUGUGGAUCGUAAGUAUCCGGAGGUUGCUACACUGUUUCAUAUUCAUAAUGAUACUGAGAAAAUGAGGUUGAGCAAAUGGUUUUUAUUUUCUUCUUUUUUUUUUUUUUUACUUGGUAGCUGCUAUAUCUAGGAAAGGUAUUUUGAUACAGUGGUUCUCCCAUAGUGCCAAAAUAGUUCUUCAUAGUUGUUUGACCAACUACUUAUGAUCCACAAAGAGGACAAAUACCUUUUUAUAUUAGAACAAACAGAUUGAUAUUGUCCUUGCCAGGUGAUGCUUACUGUUAGCUUUCCUUUGUAUAAGGCUGAAACCAUUCUAUUAAUACAUUGAAUGGUAUGCUGUCGAACUCUCAGACUGGAAACCCAUUACUAAAACGUGGCCUGUCCACUUCAUGUGUAAUUUCUGUGAUUGUUUUCAUUGCUGUCAGUGAGUUGGCUUAAAGGGGUAUGCUAAGAACCAUACCCACUGCCCUGAGCAUCUGAGGACCAGCCCUUCACUGCUCUCUAAGUGUGGAUGGCAUUCAUUGGCUUAACAUGUCAAUUAAUGCAUCCAGCUAACGAAUGAUGUCCAUAUACGGAUGAAAUUCAUAUUUCUAUUGCGAAAGAUGAACUCAAACGUGAUAAUUUUUUUUUUUUUUUUUGGCAUAACAGAACCAUGUUAUGCUGGCAUUAUAGCUGCUACAGUCGGCUAUAAUAGGUAUGCUGAGUAAAGCAUGUUUUAAAGGGUGUAGCCUCCGAUUUUUACAACCAACUGUAUAGGAAAAGUUUGACAUAAACCUGGGCUGUUCCUGGUGCCCAAACGGAAGUACCUUGAUUUGCUACGAAUGCUGGAAAACCCUCCCCUUUUAUUUACAGCAAACUCUUGCCUUUCACGUUGGGCAAAAUGACACUGAUAAAGAGGAAAUAAAAGUUUCCCAUUUUCAAAAUUCUUAUGUAGAAGACAGUAUCCAGGAGCUGGUAAAAAAAAAAAAUUGGUUAUCACAGCCUAAAAUUUGCAAUAUCCAUUCAAUACUCCACAAACGUUUUAUUUAAAAAAGAAAAAUAAAAAAAGUCUGUACUGAUUUUAAGGUUCUGGUAUUGCAAGGAUUGGAUUAAAUAUUUAGCUGUUUCUCUUCAGGGAGAGUUCAAGCAUGGAAUCCUUAAAAACGCACCAAGAAUGAGACCACUACUCUAGCUCUCUGCUCCUCCUUCGAGGGGGCCCCUUGACAGCAGGUGACCGGCACCACUGUGUUUUAGGGCACACUACCUCCUUGGAGCAGAUCCCGCUGCUCUUCCGCACUGAGAGACACUUCUAUGGAUGGAACUUGAAACGUGGAAGCGGACUAUGCUAGUGCUUCCAUCCCCUGCAUGGCUAUUUGUGGGUUUGAUCCUUAAAUGCAACAAAUACAGGUGGAUCUCUCUGUUAAUCUAGCCGUGCAACAUCUCCCUAUUUCAAUCAGAUGGAAGGAACUUGAUGGUCACGUUCUAAAGCUGCAAAGAAUAUCUAGUUCAAAGAACGAACAUGCCAACUAAAUCCUAUUGCUUAAUAUACUUCUUAUGUAUCUCCUCAUUUGCCAUCAGCCAUGUGUGUCUGCUGCUAUGUACAAUUCGAACAUGUCCACCUAAAAACCUUUCUGUCUUUGUAAAAUUGAGUGUGGAUGAGACAUGCUUUUUGUAGCUAUAGAUAACCACUUUCCACCAGUUUAUCAAGCUAAUACUGCCUUUUCUAGUAUUCAUCUAUCUGCUGUCUGUUUACAUAGAAUGCUGAAUGUAUAUAGAUAAAUGCUUUGGGGUGGAAGUAUAGUCCACCCGUGGCAUUUGAGUAAGUACGGCAAGCCACUACUCUUACACUAAUCGCUCCUGGGAGAGAUUUCUAAUCAACCAUGGUGAGUUUUUGUAAACGGUGAUCAUUGAAAACUUUAUCAGCACAGACAACUGUUAACUAUAGUGCAUGGAAUUGUGGGAACUAAUCCCUUUUCUUAAUUUAAAAGGGCUGAAUCUAACUUGUUCCCAGUUAGGAUAUACCACUCUUCUCACUGGAUAUUUCAUAUGCAGGGAGGAUUUGUUUUUAAGGAUAGUGGAAAGUAAUCUGCAAAAGUUGGAUAUUUGUAGUUUGGCCAAAGUUUCUGAAAUGUAUAGUGCGCAUUGUUAUAGAAGUAAGAAGAACUUUUUUUUUAAACAGUGAUAUCGAAUGUCAGAUGAUUUGGGGCUAAAACCUCCAUAAGCCAGAAUCUCCGAUGUAGAGUAACAGAUAAUUGUAAGGGUUCAAUGCUGCUGUUUUUAAGUUUGUUUUUGGUAUUCUGUAGUUCCUCCACAAUCUCAGGUAGCAGUCUAUGGUGUCUGUUCCAAAAGGAGAAUUGAUAAGAAUAUUACAUUUCCUGUGUUGAUUAACUUCAAAUUAGCUAUGUCCCUCUCAUUGAAAAUUAGAUGGGGUCUCUUGCAGCGUUAAGCCCCAGUUUCUAGUUGAGGGUAAAUGUAGUUUCCCCAUGUUAACCCCUUAAGGACCAAAAUGCUGGAAUAAAAGGGAAUCAUGACAUGUCACUCAUGUCAUGUGUCCUUAAGGGGUUAAAGAACUGCAGAAUUCACCAACAAUACUGGCCAAGGACCUCAUUGUAGUCAUUGUCAACCAUAUUUGGGGAAGCCGAAGGUACAGAGAAGUUCUUCUGACAAAGGAAUUGCAAAUUGUAGGCCAAAUGGUUAAAUUGGAAAUCUUCUCCAACAUUACUAUUUUGGCAGCAUGAUUGUUUGGCCCUAAAUCUUUGCAAAUAAAACUGUGUGAUUAGUAGAUUUACAUAAACAAACUAAAACAAUGGCUGUGUUUUAUAUGCAGAAAAUGCACAGCCCAACAGCAGAAAAAAAUAAAAAUCAUUCGUAAUGAAACAAUUGAAUGCUCUACAUUUUUAGCCUAAGUGAAAAUACGUAUAGAUCAUGUCCCUACAGUUUAGACACUUAAAGGACCACUAUAGUGCCCUGAGGGUGCCCCCACCCUCAGGGACCCCCUCCCGCCUGGCUCUGGGGGGAGGAAGGGGUUAAACUUACCUCUUUCUCCAGCGCCGGGCGGGGAGCUCUCCACCUCCUCUCCGCCUCCUCUUCUUCGGCUGAAUGCGCAUUCGCGGCAGGAGCUGCGCGCGCAUUCAGCCAGUCUCAUAGGAAAGCAUUCAUAAUGCUUUCCUAUGGACGCUGGCAUUUUCUCACUGUGAUAACUGUGAUUUUCACAGUGAGAAGCACGCAAACGCCUCUAGCGGCUGUCAGUGAGGCAGCCACUAGAGGCUGGAUUAGCCUAUUUAUAAACAUAGCAGUUUCUCUGAAACUGCUAUGUUUAUUUAAAAAAAAAAAAGGGGGUUAACCCUAGCUGGACCAGGCACCCAGACCACUUCAUUAAGCUGAAGUGGUCUGGUGCCUAGAGUGGUCCUUUAAGGACAGAGGCAAUUGUACAAGUUCUGAACUAAAACCUGGAAUUUGAGCUAUAUGUCUGUUCAACCAUAAUUCACCUCUUUCAUAUUAAGGGCACCAACACUUAUUAUAUAUAAUUUUGUUCAGGAGAAACAGGGCUUUCAUUCCACAUCAAAUAUUUAUAUAUGAAACUAUGUAAUAUGAAUAAAAUCUAAAAGGUGAGAGGAAUUAAGAAACAUUAUUUCCCAUGUUCUGCAUGGCAUUUUACAUGUGAAUGUAAAAAUACUUUUAGCUUUUUACUACAAUAAAAUACACAUAUUUGUGUUCACCGAUGUCUCAUGAGUACAACAGUACCCCCAUGUACAGCUUUUAUGGGGGUUUGUAAAAUUACAUGAUCAAAUAUAUAGGGCUUGCAAAUUAAAUUCUCUGGACUUUCUUCCUGUGUUGUCAGGCAGGUUCUUCAAUAUAGCAGUAAUAAAAACACAAUUAUGUAAAAAUACAUUAAAAUACACGUAGAAUUAAUUUGUGUGUAUAUAUAUAUAUUUAGUGUAUGUGUGUGUGUGUGUGUAUAUAUAAUCUUUAUUCCAAGUGCAUUUUGCUAUUAAAUAUAUAUCUAUCAAAAUACACUUAGAAUGAAAUUAUAUAAAUUUUUUUUUUUUUAACAUAACUGUGUGUGUGUGUGUGUGU